Molecule: messenger RNA, 963 nt
Organism: Fusarium vanettenii 77-13-4
Lineage: Eukaryota; Fungi; Ascomycota; Sordariomycetes; Hypocreales; Nectriaceae
Exons: 2
Coding region: 259-654 (131 amino acids)
Source: RefSeq, a predicted model, not a curated record
AAAGGCUUGACCGUCCUCCUCGGUUUCGGUCUCAUUCAGCUCACACUCUACACACCACCUUCCCCCAAGAACAUCUUCUGUCUCUUGCUUUGACUCAACAAUUCCGUUGUUCACAUACAACCCCUCUUACAACCCCUCAGUGCAUCUACCCCUGAACAUUCAGCGCUCGAGUCCCUGAAUAGAAAGCACCUACAGCACACAUCUCAGCUGUAGACCACCUACCCAUCACCACUACAUCUCUCAUCACUUCCCAUCACAAUGAUCGCCUCUCACGGACGCGGUGGUGCCGGCAACAUGGCCGACACUGCUCACACUCCCAAGACGAACCCCGCCGAUCUCCAGACUCCUGUCCUCAGGGGCUCUGUUGUGACCACUGGCCGUGGCGGAACUGGCAACAUGGCCAAGAACGACGACCCCCGCGAGACUCGCAAGCGCCAGGACGUUGAGGCUGUCUUCCGACGUCCUUCUGCUGGUGCUCAGCACGCUGGCCGCGGCGGCGCUGGCAACGUCUUCAAGGACUCUGACGAGGAGCUGACUCGCCGACCAAGCAACGACAACGCCAUCGCUGAGGAUGACGAGCCCGUCAAGCAUGCUCCCGCCACCGAGUCCCUCGCCCAAAAGGGCAAGAACUGGCUCUUUGGCAAGAAGGCUUAGAAAACGCCCCCUUUUCACCACACACACACACACACAUUUGAAUUAUUUUAUUCUGUGGGCAUCUCCCUUGCAUGAGAGGUUUUUGGGAGGGCGUAAUCUAUUUUCGAGCUUGGUGUUCUAGGCGCCUUUGACAAUGGGAUAAGACAUGGUCAGGCCAUUUAUGAGUACGGACGAACGGACAGGAAUGAAUGAAUAAAACUUGACGGGAGGAAAAGCUAAAGAUACCCAUCUGCGGGUUGUGAUGAAUUGGAGAGAGAUGAUUUUUUUCUUUCUUUUUUAAUAUAUCAUGAUCGCCAUUUUUUCUGCUAU